CCAGAGCGUCACCAUCCACCAAUUCCCCAUCCAUGGCCUGAUGCCCGAUGCCCCCGCCGAUCAUGUGAGUCUGGAGAAGUGUCCCUCUCUUCCUUGGCCACUCAGCAUUGUUCGGAAUCAUUCUCUCCUCAAUUUGAUCUUUUGUGCACCGUUUUUUGCUGCUUUACUGCGUUUUCUAUGCUUACCCACGAUUUCAACAUGGCUCCUUUCCGCAACUUCUUGACCAGAAAGUCCGCGCCGAAUGGCGGGGAAGCCAACACCAGCGAUAGCAACCAUCUGUCGACGGAGAAUCCGAAUGCACGUCCUGCGAGUAUCAGGACGAGCAGCGAAAAUGCGCCCAAUGAAUUUAAACUCAGUGUUGUCGAUGACAACGGCGAAUAUCUUCCGCCCUCACCACCAGAGAAGCAAAGUUUCUGGAAAAAAUACCCGGGUUCGCCGAGGUCGUCGAACCACCGGGACUUGGUCGAUGACAAUGAACCAUUUUCCAUAUCCCGCGAAUCAUUCGACUCAUAUCGUCGCUCGUUUGAUAUCUCCGCCCGCUCCCCGGUGAGCUAUACAGAUGCGUUGCCCUCUCGAACUUCCCUCGACUCGCGAUUCUCCCAUCUAACCUCCGCAUCGUCGCAACGGCUAAACGGGUUCGAAAAACCGAGAGCAAUGGAGGAUGAACACUUCGAAGAAGUGGGCCUUGACGACGACGUCAAGCCCAAGAAAAAGGGCAUCUUUGCCCGUUUCAGCGACUUCUCCAACGACAACCAGUCCCCCAAAACACCCUCAUCACACCUGGGAUUCCACAUCCCAGGCAGAAAACGAACACAGAGUGGUGUGGGAUCAGAGAUGGGCUCUUUGAAGCCCCCUAUUUCCACCGUUACCAGAGCAGAUGUCGAUGGCACUUCAUGAAACACGUAUGACAUGUCGGCGAAAUGCUUCUAUUUUUGGGAAUUCCUCGGGUGUUUCUGGGUUGCCUUUUCUUUUCUUUCUUUCUCCGUUUAUAUAGGGCUUUGGUUUACGAGGAUUCAUGCUCAUAUUAUUGCUCACAUGGUCUUUUUCAUGCCGUUGCCCUGUUAGAUAUAUUUCCUUUUGUCUCCUGGCUCAGACAAGGUCACUGUUGCACAUAACUGGGGUAAUUUCUGGCUGUAGUACAGUCCACCCAGACAUUGGUAGUGUAGAUUAGCUAUAUAAUUCUUUUCAGUUCUCUUCAGCAAUAAAUUUAAUUAAUAUCUUUAGAAUAAUUCCAUAGAAAUCCCAUUGAUUUACUCCAAA
Messenger RNA from Aspergillus wentii DTO 134E9, 1260 nucleotides. RefSeq lists its product as uncharacterized. The record is from RefSeq and is a predicted model, not a curated record. Bases 199 to 897 code for a protein of 232 amino acids. NCBI's taxonomy places the organism in Eukaryota, Fungi, Ascomycota, Eurotiomycetes, Eurotiales, Aspergillaceae. The transcript is spliced from 4 exons.